GCAUUAAAUGGCGCUGAGGGUACCGUUCCACCCGGAAGAGUAUACAAGAAAGUUGCGAUCGUCGAGAACUUCUUCGACAUUAUUCAUGCUGUUCACGUUGACCUUGAGGGUCGUCCGGGAAAGCAUGCGGGUCAGAAGAGAACGUACAGGACGAUCACGGAAACGUACGCGUUUCUGCCUCGGGAGGCGGUAACGCGAUUCCUGCUGGGCUGCACGGAAUGCCAACGACGCCCGCGUACCCCGAGCCCGACGAAUAUAUCCAACCAGACGCAGUCGAGCGCUGCGACGCCUUUAACAACAACCCCGACACCGUUGAGCCCGAGUACAGCCGGUGGCUUGACGACAGCGUCGACGACGUCGUCGUCCUCAUCCUCGUCGGUGCAAGGCAGUUCGAAGCUUCGCGAUGGCGGACACCAAGAGACUAAGGCGCUGUACAGUUACAGGCACCAAAAGCACCAGAAGAGCAAUAACAACAGCAGCAGCAACGCGAUGGAGAAGCCUGACAAGGAAAAGGAGGAAAAGUACAAUCCCCUGAGCAUUACCAAUCUGCUGAAAAAGGAGCCGGUGACGGGCAGUUUUUUGCCCAGCGCGGACACUUUGCCGGAGUCUAGGCGCACUCCCGAGUCAGAUCGGGCUAGCUCGAGAAGCUCAGCCUCGUCGAAGAGGAAGAGGAUGCUGCCAGAGGGCCGGACACCCUCGCCCCAGCCCAGCCAACCGUUACCAAGACCGUGGAGUCCCGGACUCGAUCCCAAGAAUACACCCAUCGACUACAGUCUUCCCAUCACUACCUCAUACCUGAAGCAUCAGCAGAGGCUACUGCAGGCGGAGAAAAACAAGGCGGCGGCAAAGGAGAUCGAGCUCGAGCAGAAAGUAACUAUCCUGCCCACGGAGGAGAUCGACACGUCGGAGAGGGACAGAUAUUCACCGGCGACCGGGUUGAUCGACACCAACCUCAAUCUGCUAGCCACCAUCCAGCACCUCCAUUGCCAGGUGAUGCUGGCGCUCACCGAGAGGCUCAGACCCUCCAUCACGAUGCCCAGUCCGUUGGUGCUGCCCUCUGCCGCUAACAUACUCGGAAGUGGCAUGAUGAUGGGGUCCGAGGUGUCAGUGCAAACUGGCGAGCAUCACACGUGAGGAUAAGAUUGGGACCGAGAUGGGAGAAGACCUCGUGAGAAGGACCAAAGGAUUAAGCGUUCGAUAAGCGACUCUUUCUUCUAGACCACCGCUGCCCGCGAGGGCAUUUUGAACUGCGCGCGGAAAGACAAUGGUGGGGAAACUGUAGUUGAUUGUUGGGAUGAAUUGAAUGUUACCACGGUUUUCCAUUGUGAUCUUGGAGGCGUUAGGAGAGACUGAUUUUGGAAUUUCGAGGAUUGUGAACUGAACGUGUUUUGGAGACUUUUAACGUCCCCCGAUGAGACUUUUUCGUUUUUCGCUGGUCGAUGAAUUGUACGGGGUGCCUUUGCGAUUGAUUGUUUCAUCGAACAGGGUGUGACCCUACAUGGAAAGGUACAUAGGGAACAUAGAGUAAGAUAUUUUCGUUCGAACUCUUAUUUUUUCCGUAAAUUAAUCACGUAUAUUGAUUCCAGCGUUAAAUAUAGCCAGUAGAAUCGGAAGAAGGUUAUUCCACGUGAAAAAAUAAACAAAAAAUGUACAGUAAAAUGUGUUCGUUCGAGGUCUCGUUUCCGAGAAAAUUAAAUUCGAACGUACUAUAUCGACAGUUAGCAACCGCGCUCGUCGAAUUUCCAAAUCAAAUUUCCCCAAAAACGAAGCUCCAAACGGCAAUAUUGCAUUCUACAUUUUCAACUCAUUUUUUCCCAUGGAAUAACCUCUCAUCGAUCACACCACCCCCUGCCCUCUGUCCAAAAACAAGAAAAAAGAAUCUAUUCCAUGUACCUGAUUCAUUUUUUUUCCGUCACGGACCAUUCGUACCGCAAAGACGCCCCGUAUCUUCCAACCCCGAAUCAAUUUAAGGUUUAUUUAUUGCCCGUCGGUGACCGCGGACGAUGAAUGAGUAACGAAACUAUUUAAUCCGCGCGUAAAUUUAGACGUUUAGCGUUCCGAUCCCUAGGAAAUGGUUCCAAGAGGACGGAACUAUUAAGGCUCCCGUCAUCGGCGAACGAUGACGAUCGCGAAAACUUGUCCGCGGUCGGCGAGGGGUGGGACGGUUGACGCGGCUAAUAUCCGAUUCCCCGGCGCUGCCGUUCGAGCUAUCGGAUAACCCGAUCAUCUAUUAAACCGGAUAAGAUCAAUUACUUUGCCGGCGUCCCCGGCGACAGCGCCAGUUAAACCUGCCGGCCGGCCGGCCGGGUCGGAUCGGUUCGUUCCGCGUUCCCGAUAUAGACCGUGGAACGAGACGAAAUUAUUCGCGAGUAUGUCAAAAUGCGGGUCGACCCUGUCGCGUGUCACCGAUCCCUGCUGGUCGACCGCGGGUCAAAUCCGGAUCGGAAGCGGACGCUACCCCCGGUAUUUAAGGAUCCGGCUGCGGGAGAACCGAAAUGGACGCACGCGGUUUCGACAGUGACAAUUGGUCGCCGGAGGACAGCCACUUGAAUAUUUAACGGCCGGUGAACGAACGAUCGCCGCUGCUGAUGACCCGCGAACCGUUUCGGCUCGCUGUCUGCUGGCUCAGAAGUCACCGGCCCGUUCCGCUACUAAUUUCACGCCGAGAGGAAUUUCGAUCGCUGCCUGUUCAUCUUCGAUUGUGGAAACAGUUUUGUUCGACGGAUUGUGACCUUUGAGGAAGUAUUUAAGGAACGGUUAGUGUUUUUAACACUAGGUUUACAGACAUUUCUCGCACUGUUUGUUAUACUGAUCCUAAAAAAAUUCAUGUUCGUUCAAUCGAAUUUUGGAAGUUGAACGUUUAAAAAUAGAUAACUGAAGUACGUACUGGUGUAAUUGUACCAAUCAAAGUCGACGAAAACAUUUAGUAAAUAGUCUUUAUGAAAUACAAUAUGUGUCAAAUUGACAAGUUCCUUAAACCUAGUGUUAAUAUUUAUUUUGGUUUUUGUAGUUGAGCUUGUUUCGAUCAGUUUUGGGGGUUUAGUAGGAGGCUGCGAAUUUUUGCGCGAGUAAUAGAACCUGGGGAUUGCGGAUAUUGGAAUUGAGUAUUUAUUUCUUUUGUUAUCGCAUUUGAUACUCGUUUUUAGCUUCGGUGAAAUUUAAGUAUGAAAGUAGCAGGAAAUUUGCAGUCCAGGAUUGUCUUCAAUUUUCGGUUUUAACAAUAUUAGAGUCUUAUCUGUUUUAAUCUAAUUUUACAGAAUGAGUAAUUUCUUAAAUUAUGUAACUAUGUUCCUUAGAUAUUUCGUUGAAGCCGUCACAAUCUAAUUUGGAAUUAAUUGAAUGAAAUUUGUACAACUACUUCCGUUUUUGAAAAAAUUUCCCCUUUCAAAUUUGCAUUUUUCUACUUUUCGUUUCUGUUACAACAGGAUUGAGUGUUUCGUGAAAUCUUAUUGGUGACAAAAGGAUAUUGUUCCAUGAACACUAUCUCAACACGUUCGCUACCACAAGAUAUAGUACGUUUACGUUGCUGUCAUGGUAUACCAAAUAUAUAAAUUUAAAUCAGAGUUCAUAAUAAAAUCGGAAAAAUGAUGACUGUACAUCUAAACCUAAGUUGAAAUAAUAAAAUUCCAUCCCUUCGCAGAACUUUAUAUUUCAAGAGUAUUAUUACCUUUUAAGGUAAAUCACACGCGGUGCUGUCAUAAUUGUAAAGUUCGAGAGAAAAUUCGAACGAACUUCGUACAAGACGACACCUACUAGUACAGCGUACAAAAGAAUCCAAUUACCUUGUUACUUAUUUGCAAAUAUUUAAAAUAAAAAAUAACAAUUCAAAACUGACCACAAUUUCGUACUAUAUUUAACCCUUUUAGGACGAAUGUCAUCGUAAUGGUCACAUCAGUUUCACAUAUUUAUAAUCGAAAGUUGCAAUCAAAAAAUUUAAUUAUGCAAUAAAAGAUUACUACGUAGUUCCUUUAUUUUCUAGUGUUAAUUUACUCGCCCAUCGAAAAGAUUGAUUUUCUUUUAAAAAUCCUCGUUCGUAAAGUGAUAAAGACAAGUCAAUGGUAACGAACGUGUCACCCGAUCAACGACGCAUACCGUUUCCAAGGAACUGGUGGCUCGCACACGCGAACGUUGUUGUCACGUAUACCAAAGGCGAAACUCUCUCUCGCGGCGACUGUUUUCUUGAAAGUUUGACCGAAAUUGUUUUGUUGAUUUGUUCGGAGCCGCACCAUCGCGAGGAGACGGGGUCGCGAUCCGCGCUGCCGUCGCCGUCGCCGUCGCCGUCGCCGUCGUUUCACCGCGACGCUAAACACACUUUUCGUAUUUGACCGUGUAGCCUAGCCUUGUGUAUGAUAUUAAGAACAAAAAAAAUCGCCUAGAGGGUAGUGAUUUCCGUGUAUUAUAAUAGCUUGUCGUUAACCGGUGAACCUCGAGUACAAGGAAAAGGUACAAUAGGGCCUUAAACGCGGAACAGACGGACCCGUUCUGCGCUAGAGAAGUUCGAUAAUCGUCGUGACGUAGCUGCAGAAGUGACAGACACGAACACACAUACGCGCGCAAAUGUUGCGUGGGAGACACUAAAAGAGCGUUUUGAACAAGCACCGGAUCUAAUAUUAUUUUGUAUAUAAUCGUUGUAUCAUAGCGCAGUUAGUUGUUAAGGGUGAGAACGCGCGACUGUAUUAUUACGAGUAAUUAUUGCUAAUUAUUAUUAUUACCGUGACAGUUAUCAUCCUUAUAACUAUUAUUAUUAUUAAUUAUUAAUUAUUAUUUUAUUAUAUUUAAAUUGCACAUGAACC
Molecule: messenger RNA, 4793 nt
Organism: Nomia melanderi (Alkali bee)
Lineage: Eukaryota; Metazoa; Arthropoda; Insecta; Hymenoptera; Halictidae
Source: RefSeq, a predicted model, not a curated record